Molecule: messenger RNA, 582 nt
Organism: Clonostachys byssicola
Lineage: Eukaryota; Fungi; Ascomycota; Sordariomycetes; Hypocreales; Bionectriaceae
Source: the annotation of a GenBank genome assembly
AUGGCACAACCUAAUCCCUACAACACGGCUGCGUACACGUACCCCUUCCCCCUCACUGGUUACGAGGAUGCACCUCCUCUGCCGGAGGAGAAGGCUGAGGAUGGGAAAAGCUACGUUAACCCGCCAAACGAUUCUCUAAGCAAGGCAUAUGAGGAGUUCCCGGAUCCGCUGAGCAAAGGGAGGAGGGGCGGCUUCAGUGCCAAUAGCGACAUCCACAUUUACUAUUUUCAGAAUAAUGAAGAGCAGGCGAAGCAUGCUCUAGCGUUAUGGGAGAGAAUCAGGCGAGAAUUUCCCGAGCUGAGAAUCUACCGUUUCUGGGACAAGCCCGUUGGACCUCAUCCGGUAGCCAUGUUUGAGGUCAAUCUCUUCACACCCGCGCAGUUCGGCGCGUUUAUUCCGUGGCUGAGUGUCUGGAGAGGCCCGCUUUCGGCGUUGAUUCAUCCAAAUUCAGAGGACCCCGGUGUGGAUAGCAUUGUCACGGAGCUGCGAGAUCAUACCCAGCGGGCCAUAUGGAUGGGGGAGAGGAUUCCACUGGAUCUGACCCUGUUCCAAAAGGCUAUUGCUGCAAAGCAGGCCCAAUGA